Molecule: messenger RNA, 383 nt
Organism: Pelodiscus sinensis (Chinese soft-shelled turtle)
Lineage: Eukaryota; Metazoa; Chordata; Testudines; Trionychidae
Source: RefSeq, a predicted model, not a curated record
GAUUCUUUACCUUCUCUUUGCUGUUUUCUUCCUGGUGCUGCAAAGCUCUGCAGGCCGGAGUGAUCCCAGAUAUUGUAUAGGUCGGAGAGAAUUCUGCUCCCCUGCAUGCCGCUGGCCUUCUGUACAGAUUGGAGUGUGCGCUAUUGGUAUCCCUUGCUGUAGAAGGAAGUUCUAGUGAAUGAUGGCGACAGAAGUUGUUAAUGCCGGACCUCUGGCUAUCUGGGAAAUGAUGCCUUUUUUCCAAAAUCCUUGGAUCCUUUCCACCUGGGCUGUAAAGAAUUUCUUGAGCUGGAAAAUAUCUUCAAGGGAGCCCGUGUAUCACCCAUAAUAACUUGUUCUUAUCCUUUUAAUAAAAGUAACUGGCUGUAGCGGAGAAUUACAAA